Messenger RNA from Annulohypoxylon truncatum, 3050 nucleotides. RefSeq names its product Nop14-like protein. The record is from RefSeq and is a predicted model, not a curated record. Gene Ontology annotation, biological process: maturation of SSU-rRNA. The transcript is spliced from 2 exons. Gene Ontology annotation, cellular component: Noc4p-Nop14p complex; small-subunit processome; nucleolus. NCBI's taxonomy places the organism in Eukaryota, Fungi, Ascomycota, Sordariomycetes, Xylariales, Hypoxylaceae. The coding region runs from base 63 to 2777 and encodes 904 amino acids.
GGCUCACUCGAUAUCUCGGCCUCUCCCAAUAUUUUACGCCUCUGGCUCUUGGUAUUUUCGCAAUGCCGGGCUCUCAGCUUAAGAGGCUAAAAGCCUCUCUUAGAGAAAAAGGUGUUAUAGGCCCACAACUGUCUAAAAAGCAGAAAAAGAGGAAUGCGCAGGAUGGAAAGACAAGUAAUAACCGGAGAUAUCAGAAGGCGGCAGAGCUGGAGGGCAUCCGAGAAGAGUUCAAUCCUUUUGAUUUGAAGCACAAUGUGCGCGGCCCCAAGUUCCAGGUUACCACCAGCCGACCAGCACCUAGCAAUGCUACUAAAGGAAGACCAAGCGAAGCAAAGUCUCUCGGCGAAGAAAGGCGACGUCAAACGCUUCUUGUGGAACUCAACCGGCGCCAUAAAGUAGGCGGGAUACUCGACCGACGAUUCGGAGAGAAUGACCCAUUCAUGACACCAGAAGAGAAGAUGCAAGAAAGAUUUGUGAGAGAGAAGCAAACUCACAAAAGCUCUAUGUUUGACCUCGAAGAUGACGAACCUAGCGAGGGAUUAACUCAUCUUGGAAAAUCCUUGUCGUUUGAUGGACCAGAUCUAGUAGAUGAUUUUGAAGAGGAUGACCUUUCGGCCGGAUCCGACGCGGCCGAGUCAGACGAUGAACAUCGCGGUUCGAAGCGCAUGCGGCCUUUCAACGACGAUGCCCAGGAUGGCGACCAAGAAGAAGGACAGCCAGAACGGAAAAAGACGAAGCAAGAAGUCAUGAAGGAAGUCAUUGCAAAAUCGAAAUUCUAUAAGGCUGAACGGCAAGCAGCUAAAGACGCUGACGAGGAUUUACGGGAAGAACUUGAUAUGGAACUCCCGGAUCUCCACGAUCUACUGUUCAACAGGAAGAAGGGGCCUAGCGCUACAGAAAGCAAUCCAGCUGAAUCCGCCGCUGCUGGCAAGGAAAGGAUGGAGCGCGAUUACGAUAUGCGACUUAGACAAUUAGCGCAAGACAGGAGGGCACAACCUACAGAUCGCUCCAAGACAGACGAAGAGAAAGCCCAAGAAGAGUCUAAGAGGCUAAAAGAGCUAGAGGAGAAGCGACUUAAAAGGAUGCGCGGGGAGGAAGUCAGCGAUGACGAGCUCGAAGAGCAUGCUAUUGAUAUUCAGCCAGAAGGUCCGCCAGCGAAUGGUCCGGUUUUAUUCAUGGAAAAUGAAGAAGACGACUUCGGCCUAGGAAAAGGAAUCAAGACUCGGCCAACAGCAACAGAACUCGGUUUCGAUGACGAAGACGAUUUUGUCAUCGAAGAUGAUUUGAUAGCCAGCGAUUCAGAUCUAGAGCCUAUCGAAAGCGAAGUGUCUUCGGAUGAGGAGGAAUCGGACGCCGAAGAUGAUGAUGAAUUCACGAAAGGGCUGUUGAAUGAAGAGGAAACACAAAAUCCCGUGUUCAGCAGUCGGCUCACGGGCUUUCAAGCAUCAACCGACACUAAGGAAGAUUCAAACGGAUUGCCUUACACAUUUCCCUGUCCAGAGACCCUAGACGAGUUUGUGAGGAUGACACAGAGCAUCCCCGUAGAACAUCUCCCAACGGUGGUGCAACGGAUUAGGGCGCUAUAUCACCCGAAGCUAGACAGCGACAACAAGGCGAAACUCGCCAGAUUUGUGGCUAUCCUCAUUCAAUUCUUAGCGCACUCAUCUAACCUUGCAAACCUACCUCCCUUCUCCGUCCUCGAGACCCUUAUCCGCCAUAUUCAUUCCCUCGCGAAAUCUUACCCUGUCGAGACAGCGAACGAGUUUCGUUCACAACUCGAAGAUUUUGGUCGAUCAAGACCACUGUCUCCUAAUUUAGGCGACUUGAUAAUUUUGUCUGCGAUUGGAACCAUAUUUCCAACAUCAGACCAUUUCCACCAGGUCACAACUCCAGCAGGACUUCUCAUCGCGCGGAAUCUUGAGAAAGUUCCAAAGAAUAUUACGGAUUACGCUCAGGGGACUUAUCUGUCGACUUUAGCUCUACAGUACCAACAAGUUUCGAAACGCUAUAUACCUGAGGUCAUGAAUUUCUGCCUCAACACAUUGUGUGCCCUUGCACCGGAGAAACCUACAGCGACUUUGGGUUACUUCCCGAUUCAUGAGCCUACACCAGGAACUCGUAUCUCUGACGCCCAGUCAUACACUGUUAGGAAGUUGACUCCUGCGGACUGUGCCAAAGACGAAAUAACCGAUGAAGAGGCUAUCUCGACCAAACUCGCCAUAUUAUCCACCACUAUUCAAUUAUUAGACGCAGCAGCAGAUCUUUAUAGCGGCAAGUCUGCCUUCUUCGAAACAUUCGAACCAGCAAAGAAUGUCCUGGUUCAUGUAGCUACCAAGCAGUGUCGGACAAGGCUGCCAGCCACACUAAUUGACCGGGUUAACAAGUUUCAAUUAAAAUUAGACAAGAUGCUUAGGCUCGCCCAGGUCACUCGGCGGCCCCUCGAGCUUCACCACCACAGGCCACUACCCAUCAAGACGGCUAUUCCGAAGUUCGAGGACUCGUUCGAUCCUAACAAGCACUACGAUCCCGACCGUGACAGAGCGGAGCUGGCGAAGCUGAAGGCGGAACACAAGAAGGAGCGCAAGGGCGCUAUGCGGGAGCUGAGGAAGGACACCAACUUCAUGGCUCGCGAGCAGUUGAGGAUGAAGAAGGCCAAGGACGCCGCGUACGAGAAGAAGUACAAGAGGCUCGUGGCGGAGAUACAGGGCGAGGAGGGUAGAGAGGCGAACGCGUACGAGCGCGAGAAGCAGGCAAGAAAGCGGGCGGCGAAGAGAUAGAGCCACGCGGGUCUGCCAUAAACUAGAUGGAUUGUAUAUGAAUAGUAUCAUAUACAAAUAGAAGCGCUUGUGGCAACAAUAGAAUCCAGGUGCUUGCUUGCUUAUGUUUUCGGAGAUUUCGAAUUAUGGGUAAAUGUGAUCAACACCGUUAACCUGUGUACCUCCCCCCUGCUCGGACAGCACCGGGUCUCUUAAACCACAGCCUCCCUCCCUAUGAUGUGAUCUACUCUCGCCUAGUUUAUUUUGAUUUAAUAAGCUACCAGAUUAACCCCU